CAGCCAGGCUGGCGCGUCACGUGGCCGAGCGGCGACCUGGGCGCCGAGCCGCGGGCAGACACGGAUGGACUCUCCGACCGCCGCGGCCCAGGCGUUGGGGGCCGCCGAGCAGCCGCGGGGCCUGCAGCUGCCGAGCGGGCGGGAGGUGCCCCCGAGUCCGGGGGCUGCUUUUGCCCCAGCUGACCACUCCAGUCAGGAGAGAGCAACCGAGAACGCCACAGAUCGACUAGCCAAUGGAGCACAGAGCAUCCCUCACGAUAGCCCUGCCCAUGGUGACGGCACCCAUUGUGAAGAGGAAGGCUUUGCUGAAGAUGACGAGGAUUCUGAUGGGGAACCGAGUCCCUGGGAGCUGUCAGAAGGAAUGUCUGGCUGUCUACCCAAGGAACAGGCUGGUGAUCUUUUUCACGAGGACUGGGACCUAGAGUUGAAAGCAGAUCAGGGGAAUCCAUAUGAUGCUGACGACAUCCAAGGUUGCCUUUCUCAAGAGGUCAGACCCUGGGUGUGCUGUGCCCCACAAGGAGACAUGAUCUAUGACCCCAGUUGGCACCAUCCGCCUCCACUGAUACCCCAUUAUUCCAAGAUGGUCUUUGAAACGGGACAGUUUGAUGAUGCAGAAGACUGAGGGUGUCACUUUGGCCUGGUGGGUGGGUAGAUGGGCCGCUGAGGUCAAGGUCUCCUUUCUUUGAGGUGUGAGAGGUCACAUCUAGGGAAACAUUCCCAGUGAUCCCCCAGUUGGGCAAACGGACUGGUGUUAAGUAAGGUCCUGAGUGCCCUGGCUCUGUUGUUGUUGUUUUUAUAAGCUCCUCCUUGGAACGUGUGUUUAUGUCUGUGUUGGGGGGAGGAACCGUGUUCUUUAUAAAUAAAAGAAGAAAAAAGUCA
Bubalus bubalis (water buffalo) is the source of this 879-nucleotide messenger RNA. RefSeq names its product coordinator of PRMT5 and differentiation stimulator (gene COPRS). Lineage: Eukaryota; Metazoa; Chordata; Mammalia; Artiodactyla; Bovidae. Bases 65 to 622 code for a protein of 185 amino acids. Gene Ontology annotation, molecular function: histone binding. Gene Ontology annotation, cellular component: nucleus. The record is from RefSeq and is a predicted model, not a curated record. The transcript has 4 exons.